This is a messenger RNA of Moneuplotes crassus, 1071 nucleotides long. Lineage: Eukaryota; Ciliophora; Spirotrichea; Euplotida; Euplotidae. The record is from the annotation of a GenBank genome assembly.
UCGAAGAGUUAGUGUUUAGGCUGAUUUAUGGGAUAUUUGAGUGAAAAUGUUUGGAAAUUUUAGAUUCGGAUCAAGAAUUAUGUUGUUUAAAUAGUUUCUGAGCCUUUGAAUGAGUAUUUUGAAGUAUAGGGCGACCAAAAAUUCCAAUGCAAUCUUUUAUAAGCUUAGGAAGAAAAAGAGUUUCCACAUAAAAAUUGACAACUCAAUUUAUCAUAAUCCCAAUGCCCAAAUCCACAAAAAGUUGACUAACUUCAAAAGAGGUCACAACCUCUGCACCUCUGAUGAAAGGAAUCACUCUGAAGAGAGCCUGGCUCCUCUCGUGGAUCAAGGUGCCCAAGGAACCCAUUAUGACCAAGAGACAGAUAAAAUAUUUAUCAAUAGAGACAACUUAGGUCAAACACAUGAGAAGACUUUUAAACGAAGGAAGGAAAUCAACAGGUUUAUACGGGUUUACCUUAACUCUGCAACAGCCAAAAUGAGAGAGAAAAUCAUGCGCCCAGAGUCAAACUCUGAAACCAAGUCUAGGAUGAUGUCAAGGAAUACUUCAAGAGGUGGAACGAGGAAGGUUCAAAAAUCCGAACUCCAAAUAACGGAAAUGACUCCUUUAUUUACCAAUAAAAUGAUUAAGAAAAGUGAGAUUAAGUAUCGUAUUACUAAGAAAAUGACCCAGAAAUGGUCUUUUAGGAAGUCAAGCUGACCUAUGAAUCAGAAAGAGAAAACCAAAUCUCUUGUCAAAAAUUAUGCCCAUCAUAAAGGCAUCAGCCUCUCAAGGAGUUGAGCUGAACUGAAGAAGGUAAUUCAAUCAGAAAGAGAUGAAAAUCAACAGUCACCUGCUUCUGGAAUAAAAAGGAAGAUAAAAAUCUCUAAAAAUGAUCCUAAAAAGAUCGAGAAGUCAAGGAUGAAUAAGAGUCAUACCAACAUUCGUUUUAAUCUAAGGAAUUAUUUCCAAAAGAUAGGAAAGGUAAACCCUGUUUCAAAGAAGCGCAUACUUCCGAUUCGAAGUAGGAGGAAGAGCUUGUCUGAUAAUCUUACACCUUCGCCAUAUCAAUCCUAACUGUCCUAAUUUCAAUA